Cuscuta campestris is the source of this 2065-nucleotide messenger RNA. Lineage: Eukaryota; Viridiplantae; Streptophyta; Magnoliopsida; Solanales; Convolvulaceae. The record is from the annotation of a GenBank genome assembly.
CUAAUUAUGAAAAACUUUUAUUACAUAGGACUAUUUUGGGAAUUUAGUUUUUGAAAUGUUUAUUUUGCUUGUGAGGUUAUUUUCUUUUCAGGUUUUAAGAAAUCUGGCGCCUCCAUGUUUAGGGUUCCGCCACACUCCCUAUCUGAGACCUCAGCAAUUCAACUGCUCAUCUUUCUCCCAACAUAUGAUUUGAUUUGCUAUACAAUCACUCCUUAAAUGGGAAAGACGAAGAAAUUCAUCGACAAGAAAAAGUCGGCAACGUUUCAGUUGCUCGCUCGAGACUCCUCGGGUCCGAAUUACCAAUCCGGGCCUGCCGGCGACAGAACUUUUUAUAGGCUCGACAAUAAUCCCUAUUCCGUCGACGGUUUCGGUGACGCCGGCGAGACUGACGGCGGAGCGCCGGAUAAUGGCCAUGGUGGAAUCUUCGAUGACGCUCCAGGUGAUUAUGAUUGCGAAGGAGACGACUUCUCCUUCCGGAUUCCGGGUAACCAAGCUCAGAAGAAGCCGUUGCCUGAUCACAUAAGGAAGGAGAUAUUGGAAUUAGGGUUUCCGGAUGAUGGCUACAACUACUUGACCCACUUGAGAGAAAUUAAAAACACUGGCGGGGGUUCGAAUUAUUAUCAAAAUCCAAAAUCUCAGUUCCACCCGAUUCAACAUGAUAUCAAGGCUUAUGAUGCUUCAAGAUUAAAUGUUUCAAAAGUCUGCGAUGAUUAUGACAAUUCCAUUGACACUGUAUAUAGUGUGGCUACUAAGACUGUGGGUGUUAGUGUCCAAAAAGCAAUGGAUCCCGAGGUUGCUGCAAUUCUAGAUGACAGUGAUUUUUCGCACUUUGGAUCUGAUGUUGAAGAUUUAGAUGAGGAUUUUGUGCUUAAGGCAAAUUUGCCAGAAGUUCUUGAUGAAGAAGUAGACAAGGCUACUGAGGUCAGAGAGAAGGGUGAUGUCAGAUUUGAAGAAAAGCCAAGAGUCCGACGUGCAAUAGAUGAGCAGUUUGACAUGCUUGAACUUGAAGAAUAUGGAUCCGAAGGGGAAGAUGAUUGCAUUAAUUUAAUGGAUGAUGAAAAUGAUUGUCAGGCUUCUCUUGCAGAGAAGCUCGGUCACACCUUUAAGCUCUACUCAUUAAAUGAGUCGGAAGUUAAUCAAAAUCAAAUGGUCCUUCAUAAUAAAAAGAUGACAGAUGAUGAGGAGCCUCUUGAUUCUGCUCCUGAUGUUAUUAACCGGUGCAGGGAAUACGCUGAGAAGUAUGAAAAUGAGAGUGAAGAUGAAGAGGCAGUCCUUUUUGAUGAAAGCAGCAGUGAAUCUGAAAUAUGGGACUGUGAGACAGUAGUUUCUACAUAUUCCAAUCUGGACAAUCAUCCUGGGAAAAUUGAAGUUCCAGGUGCACAGAGAAAAAAGAAGCUGGCUACUAUUUCUGAAGUCUCAAAUGCUUCUGCACCCAUUAUUUCACUGAAAGGAAAGGAGAUGCUUCCAGUGGAUUUCUUGCCUAAUAGGGGUAAGGAUGCUUCAGGGAAAAAUAGGAGGAAAAAGCAUGAGAAAGAAGACGAAAGUGAUAAGUCUAAAGGCGAACAAUACAAAAGGAAGCAACAUGGUCAGGAGUCAAAAGAAGAAAAAAAGGAAAGGAAGGCUGCUGUCAAGGAAGAAAAGCGUGAAGCCCGCCGUGCAAAAAAGGACAUGAAAGAGCUAUAUAAAUCUGAAGCACAUCGUGCUCAAAAAGUUGCUGCUUUCACCGGUCCAUCUGGGAGACGUCUUAUGUAACAAGAUUUCAGGAAAUAUUUUGAUUGGCAUGUGGAUCGAACUCUCCCUGCUGCUCAAGUUUUGUACCACAACAGCUCUUCUGCACAGAGAGCUCAAUUUUGGUUGGCUUCAUUAAUGACAUCUCGAAUAUGGUUUUUGUUCAAUCUUAUAUAUAUUGCAUCCUUUAUUGCAUACAGACAUACAGUGUACUAUUAUUAUACAUUAGAUUGCUCCAAUGAUAUCCUUAUGUUAUCAAUAUGUACGGUCGUGAAAAGGUGAUCUACCUGCCUUUUCAGACUUGUGACAAAUACUUGUUCAAUUAGCACUUUGUUAU